AUGCCAGACAUGUCGCUGGAGCAGCGGCAGCACGCUCUCUGUGCCGCCAUUGCACCGCUCGCCGUCGCCUCCCACCUCCUCGGCCUCGGUCUCGGCUACCUGCCUGGCAUCGCGAUCGCCCUCUCGCUGCUGCCGCUGCUGCGGCCGGCACUCACGAUUCCAAACGCGGUGACCGUGGCGCGGCUGGCGAUCCCGUGCCUGCACGCGAUCAGUCCUCUGGCCAGCCCGGCGGCGCGGCUGUCGGCGGGGCUGGCCUUUGUGGCGCUCGACUUUGUCGACGGCGCCCUCGCGCGGUGGCUUCGCCAGACGUCGAGGUCCGGCGCCGUGCUCGACGAGGAGGCGGACUCGUUUGGGACGCUCGUCGCGUCUGCCGAGAUGGUGCGCCGCGGCCUCGUCCCGCUCUGGCUCGCUGCGCACCAGGGCCUUGCGCACUACCUCUUCCUUCUCCUGCGGCUGCGGCUCUGCCCGCACUUCUCCUUCCACUUCCCGCUCGCUCGCUCUGUCGCGGGGGCGGGUGGCGCACCGAAGCGAGUGUCUACGCGCGUGUGGUGCGCGGAUGCGCUGUAG
Emiliania huxleyi CCMP1516 is the source of this 567-nucleotide messenger RNA. RefSeq lists its product as hypothetical. The transcript has 2 exons. Gene Ontology annotation, biological process: phospholipid biosynthetic process. The record is from RefSeq and is a predicted model, not a curated record. Lineage: Eukaryota; Haptophyta; Isochrysidales; Noelaerhabdaceae. Gene Ontology annotation, molecular function: phosphotransferase activity, for other substituted phosphate groups. Gene Ontology annotation, cellular component: membrane. Bases 1 to 567 code for a protein of 188 amino acids.